Messenger RNA from Passer domesticus (house sparrow), 2197 nucleotides. It is a transcript of the gene SIAE, whose product is annotated as sialic acid acetylesterase. Gene Ontology annotation, biological process: carbohydrate metabolic process. The coding region runs from base 144 to 1721 and encodes 525 amino acids. NCBI's taxonomy places the organism in Eukaryota, Metazoa, Chordata, Aves, Passeriformes, Passeridae. The transcript has 10 exons. The record is from RefSeq and is a predicted model, not a curated record. Gene Ontology annotation, molecular function: sialate O-acetylesterase activity.
GGCACCGGCCCAUAGCGGGCAGUGCCGGGGGCACCGGGCGGUACCGGGGGGCACCGGCCCGUAGCGGGCAGUGCCGGGGGCACCGGGCGGUACCGGGCUGUGCCGGGGCUCCCGCCGCCCUCGCAGCCCUUUGCCCCCCCAGGAUGGCGGCGUGGGCGCUGCUGGCGCUGCUGGCUCUGGCUCCGGCGGCGGCAGGGGGAAUGCUCAGCUUUGCCUCCUACUAUGGUGACCACAUGGUGCUGCAGCAGAAGCCCUCGGGGGCUGUGGUGUGGGGCCACGGGGAGCUGGGGGCCGUGGUCACCCUGACUCUCUCAGGUGCCAGCGGCCUCGUCAUGGAGAAAACAGCACCGGUCAAAGGACCUUCUGGGACUUGGACAGCUGUCCUGGACCCAAUGGAUCGGGGCGGUCCCUAUGCACUGACAGCCGAGCAGGGCGUGGAGAACGUGACACUGCGGGACAUCUACUUUGGAGAUGUGUGGCUUUGCAGCGGGCAGAGCAACAUGGCAAUGACAGUCCUGCAGGUGGCCAAUGCCAGCCAGGAGCUCGCUGCUGCUGCUCACUAUCCCUACGUCCGUAUCUUUGCUGCGGCGCCCGCCCGCUCCAGCGUGGAGCUGGAGGACCUGGAGCAGGUUGAUUUGCCAUGGUCCAUUCCAACAGCUGAAAACCUGGGCCAUGGGAAUUUCACCUACUUCUCGGCCGUGUGCUGGCUGCUGGGGCGCUCCCUGUAUGAGGCUCUGGGGUCCCCCAUCGGGCUGGUGGAGGUGGCCUGGGGAGGGACCCCCAUCGAGGCCUGGUCCUCCCGCCGGGUUCUGCAGGCAUGUGGGCUCCCAGAGGACACGGGGAGCACCUCCCCACAUCAGCAUCUCUCUGGCCCACAAACGCCCUCCGUGCUCUGGAACGCCAUGAUCCACCCGCUGCUCAGCAUGACCCUACGGGGUGUCGCUUGGUACCAGGGUGAGGCCAAUACCUUGCUGAACACAGACCAGUACAACUGCACCUUCCCUGCACUCAUUGCCGACUGGCGCUGGGCAUUCCACACCGGAUCAGCCGGACAGACGGAGCCACUUCUCCCCUUUGGCUUUGUGCAGCUCUCCACCUACCGCCAUCAGAGUGCAGACGACAGCUUCGCCCGGCUCCGCUGGCACCAAACAGCCAACCUGGGGGUGGUUCCCAACGCCAGGAUGCCCAGAACGUUCAUGGCUGUAGCCAUGGAUCUGGGCGAUGAGCACUCGCCCUAUGGCAGUAUCCACCCUCGGGACAAGCAGAAUGUGGCUCACCGACUGCUGCUGGGUGCCAUGGCUGUGGCCUAUGGGGACAAGGGCCUCGUGUUCCAGGGACCAUAUCCCACCCGGGCUGUCCUGGAGGUGACCACUGGGCUGCUGAAUGUCACCUACAGCCAGAAGCUCAUCUACCGUCAGAGGGAUGCGCAGGCGUUUGAGGUGUGCUGUUCCAGCCAGGCGUCCCCGUGCCAGUGGCUGCUGGCACCAGUGGUGGCAGUGGGGUCCCGCACGGUGACGCUGGCCCUGGGUGGCUGCAGCACACUGCUGCUGGGCCUGCGCUAUGCCUGGGCUGAGUGGCCCUGUGAGUACCAGGCCUGCCCCCUCUACAACUCCCAGGGGCUGCCUGCACCCCCCUUCCUGCUGGACACCCUCCCUGCAGGGAACACUGACGGAGGGAGGGAGCUGCUGCUCCUCCCCAGCUCCAGGUACCCCCUAAAUUAGGGAGAUGAGGGAGCUCAGACCUCUGGCAAAACACUCAUGGCUCCUGGCACUGUCCCUUCCCAAGCCAGGGAAUCAGAGACUUCAUUACUACCUUAUUAAUUAAACAAGUUUUCAGCUCCUCUGAGGACUCAAGCCAAGGCUACAGGGUGGGGGGAAGGGGGAAAGCCAAUUUGCAAUUAAAUAUAUGAAAAAUUAUGUAAGGAGAAGCAGCAGGACACAACAAUGAGAGCUGAACCCCUCACUGCUGCUCCCUUGCCUAUGGAGCUGGUCCUGGCCCCCCAGACACCCCAUUUCUCCAGGCACAGACCACUCAUCCCCAGGGUAGGAUGCUCACAGGAUCCAGGAAUCAGCUUCCAGCUGCAGGGUGGAGAGGGGGAGAGAGGAGCUCUGCCAAAAAACCACAUCCAAAUACUAAGGCUGGGCUAGGACAGGGAGCUGUGGAGGGUUCCCUCUCUUAAUAAAAGUUAAUAAACCAA